Molecule: messenger RNA, 1575 nt
Organism: Moneuplotes crassus
Lineage: Eukaryota; Ciliophora; Spirotrichea; Euplotida; Euplotidae
Source: the annotation of a GenBank genome assembly
UCCAAUGUCCACUUCAUAUGUAUCAAACCCUGUCCCUAAAGAUACAAAGACUAUCAAUGAUAUAAUCUCCAGUAAUGACACCUCCUUUGAUCACAAUUACAACUCAAAAGAUACCUCAAAGCCAUACCAAACCUAAACAACUUGAACGUCGCCGAAGAAGUAUCACCAAUAGUAGCAUGAACAAGGACAUAAAUAGCUCAAAAGAUGACCCAUAUAAUGAUGCAGGCAUGACCUCUGGUUAUGAAAGCUCGAAGUCUAAGAAGAAGAGGAAGUAUAAAAGUGUAUCGAGGAAGAAAAGUGGAGGGGCUAGGAAUAGGUUAGGCAAUUAUACCAUGAAUUCGAAGGUGAAGAUUCCUCAGAAUGACUUUGAUGUAACGACUAUUAAUGAUGGGCUUGAUGAGAUAGAUUUGUUGAUUGAUCAACUUGAGAAUAGGUGUCCUGAGGAUCUUUAUGAAGAUGAUGAAAUUGAUAUUGAAGCGAUGAUGAAAUCUAAUACUCAACUUCGUAAUAAAAUUGGGGAGAUAUCCAAAUUUGUUAUGACCGCUAUUCAAAAAGCUGGAGCACUGAAAAAGCAGAUCAUCACUCAUCGUGAUGGUCCAAGUGACCCGAAUGUUGCUAAAAAGGAGAAAGAAAUCAACAGUUAUCAAACUCAGAUUACCAGGUGAAAGAAAUAUAUAAAGUCUUUGAAUAUUAAGGUAGAGAAUUCUUCUGAAAUUGAUCGGAUAAAUGCUGAGAAAGGAAAGGCUAAAAUGCUUGAUAAGGAAAUAGCAGAGCUUGAGAAUCAGAAAAAGGUUCUCCUCAAAAGUCAUAGACAUCAACAGAACACUAUGACCAAACUCUACGAUGACCCAGAGUUCCGGUUUAAAUUAGAGAAAACUACUAAAGGAGUUGCACAGAAAAAGGAGGAAAAUGCAAAGAUGCAACUUGAGCGUAGACAACUCAGGAAAGAACAAGAUAAAGUAAUUAAAGAAAUGUCUGAUCUCAACAAAGUCAAAUUCCAACUCAUCGAAGAGCGUAAUAAAAUCAAGAAUGGGAAGAAAACUACCAAAAUGAGAAGGGCAAAGGAAGCUAUUGAUGAAAUAAACAUAAUAAAGAGUAGAAUGAAGGUUAUAGAAAACCUCAGAGACAAGAAAGAGUCUAAAACCAAGCAAAGCUGCCUCCGCAAAGAGAAAUUACUUAAAGAAUAUGAACAAAUGAUAAAAGUAACUAAGAAACAACUAAAGAACGUUACAACUGAAAAUGAACAGUUGAGCCAAAACGUCAAGGAUUUGAAGAAUAUGGUCCCAAAGACCGCAUUGAUUUCUAAAAAUGCUGAUUUGAACAAUAGCAGGUUAGGCUCUCGUCAAGCCCAUAGUCCUCCGAAUGACCUCGGAAUAGACCCUACAAUUAAUAAAUUAAAAGAGCAGAACAUUCUCAGAGAUAAUAUUGAAGACAUGAAUAGCAGUUUUGAAACAAACCAUAAAGGGAUUUCUCAGGAAAUUUCUCAAGAAAUUUCUCCUGAAAGAUUCAGCCAGAACGAUGAUGAAUCAAACCAAGAUGAUUCUGAAGGGUCAGUUAGUUAAAACAGUAAAUAGU